Messenger RNA from Nothoprocta perdicaria, 3288 nucleotides. It is a transcript of the gene SLC13A5, whose product is annotated as solute carrier family 13 member 5. Gene Ontology annotation, biological process: monoatomic anion transmembrane transport; citrate transport. NCBI's taxonomy places the organism in Eukaryota, Metazoa, Chordata, Aves, Tinamiformes, Tinamidae. The record is from RefSeq and is a predicted model, not a curated record. Gene Ontology annotation, molecular function: succinate transmembrane transporter activity; citrate transmembrane transporter activity; sodium:dicarboxylate symporter activity. The transcript is spliced from 12 exons. The coding region runs from base 10 to 1779 and encodes 589 amino acids. Gene Ontology annotation, cellular component: membrane.
CCGCAGAUCAUGGCCCCGACGUGCCCGCGCUGCCCGCGACGCUGCCGCCGCCCCGCGCUGCUGCUGCUGCCGCCGCUGCUGCUGCUGCCACUGCCCCUGGCCGUGCCCACCCCGGAGGCCAAAUGUGCGUAUGUCAUCAUGGUCAUGGCUGUGUACUGGUGCACUGAAGUUAUCCCACUGGCUGUUACUUCUCUCAUGCCUGUUGUAUUUUUCCCUCUGCUUGGAGUUCAGGACUCUAAAACAGUGUGCUUGCAGUACCUAAAGGAAACAAACAUGCUUUUCAUAGGGGGACUUAUUGUCGCAAUUGCUGUUGAACAGUGGAAUCUCCACAAAAGGAUUGCCCUGAAGGUCCUGCUGAUUCUUGGGGUGAAACCUGCAUUCCUCAUGUUGGGUUUCAUGGGAGUCACUGCCUUCUUGUCAAUGUGGAUAAGUAACACAGCCACCACUGCUAUGAUGGUUCCCAUUGUGCAGGCAGUCUUGGACCAAAUGGACAACACAGAGCGGGAUCUCAGAAUGACAGAAGAAGCAAGCGGGCAAACUAAUGCAGUGAUUGAGUUGGAGGAAAAGGACAUAUCCAAUCCCACUUCAGUGCAGGUCAUAAGCAAUGGACAAGUCCCUGAUGACCCCACAUCUUCUGAGGAAAUGGAAAUGAAGAAACGUAUAUGCAAGGGAAUGACACUUUGUAUAUGCUAUGCUGCCAGCAUUGGAGGAACUGCAACACUCACUGGAACAGGGCCAAAUCUUGUGUUGAAGGGCCAGAUUAAUCAGUUGUACCCCAACAACAAUGAUGUCGUGAAUUUUGCUUCUUGGUUUGGGUUUGCGUUCCCAAACAUGCUUCUGAUGUUGAUACUAGCUUGGCUUUGGCUACAGUGCUCUUUCAUGGGCCUCAACUUUAAAAAAAGCUGGGGCUGCAGGGCAGAGAAAACUGCUAAAGAAAAAGCUGCGUACAAUGUGCUGAAGGCAGAAAUGAAGAAACUGGGCCCUAUCUCUUAUGCUGAAUUCAAUAUCAUUGUGAUAUUUGUUUUGCUAGUUCUGUUGUGGUUUAGCAGACACCCAGGCUUUAUACCAGGCUGGGCCUCAAUACUCUUCCCAAAAGGAGAAAAGUUUGUCAGUGAUGCCACUGUUGCUGUUUUUAUUGCCCUGCUACUGUUUAUCCUUCCUGCCAGUAAACCGAAAUUCAUGAUAUGGAGUCGAAGCAGUUCUGAUCCUGAGGAGGCUGAAGAAGAUUUGACAAAGCCAUUUUUAUCAGCCCCGCUGCUAGAGUGGAAUGCAGUUCAGAGGAAGAUGCCUUGGAGUAUUGUACUGCUGCUGGGAGGAGGCUUCGCUUUGGCUGAUGCAAGCGCAGACUCUGGGCUCUCGGCUUGGCUGGGUCAGCAGAUGACUACACUAGGAUCUGUCCCACCAUGGGCCAUUGCUGUAAUAAUUUCAUUUGCUAUAGCUGUCUUCACUGAAUGCACCAGUAAUGUUGCCACAGCUACUCUCUUCCUACCUAUUUUUUCAUCCUUGGCCACAUCUAUCAAGAUCAAUCCUUUGUAUGUUAUGCUGCCUGGUACUCUCAGUGCUUCCUUUGCCUUCAUGUUACCUGUUGCAACACCUCCAAAUGCAAUAGUGUUCUCCUAUGGUCACAUCUGUGUUUUGGAUAUGGUUAAAUCUGGAAUAGUUAUGAAUAUCAUUGGAGUCUUCUGUGUCACACUGGCCAUCAACACAUGGGGAAGACCUUUGUUUGACCUGGACACAUUCCCAGCCUGGGCAAACAACACGCUAAGCAGUGAGCAGUGAAGAAUGCACAUAUCAAACAAGGAAAGGACUCUUUAUACUACUCCCUGUUGCCUGAAGACCUAUAGAGUCUUGUCACCACUCCACAUCCAGGGCUAGAUGUCUACUGCUUUCUGAGAGUCACAUGUCAGAUGUGACAUGACCAAAUUCAAACUCACUGAAGUCAAAAGUGAAGUUUAAUUAUAUUACCUAGGGUAUCUGUGUCUGGAUCACAGGUAUGAUCAAGUGAUCCAAGGUACCUCCAAUCAACAUGGAGAUGUAGAAUUUAUCCAGUUCCAAAUAAAGAGAAGGCAGGUUAUUGUAUCAAAUCGUUGAACUAUUGUAUGAGUAAUAUGUACUUUUAAAUCAGUAAAUCAUUAACAGAACACUGCAUAUAUGUAAAAGCUGAUAAUCUUUAAUUCUUACAUCCACAAGCCAGCAGUGGUAUAGAGAAACCUCUGCUGCUACUUUUCUAGUACAAGAAAAUUUCAGUUGUGUUAUAUUUUAGUCUGACCUCUGUCUACGUGGUGGAAUCCUUCCAAGCCACAUUUGCCAUUGGCCUGCUUUUCCUCUCAGCCUUCCUACAUUUAGAUACCCUUGUUGAGGACUGAGGUAACUUAAUUCCUUGCUGGCCAUGAUUCUGAUGCUGUCUUGGGGAAUGAAGAGGUAAGGCUGGCUUUGUUUUUCUUGUACCGUGGGACUGGUAAAGCAAUGAGCCAAUCUGUCUCUUGGACCCAGGUACAUGUGCUUUCACAUGCUGAUCUGUGCUUUGUUAGUGCCAGCCUGGAAGUGACAGGUGACCCACAGGAUUUUGCAUCUCUCAUUUAAGUUCCUGAAUUAGACCAUAAAGUGCCUUAUCAAGUAACUUUAGGAUUCUGGAAAGAAGACAGGGCCUGGAAAAGGGCUCUAAUUAAAGUGGAAAUAGCCUUGUAAAUAUUUAAGGACCCAGAUUUUAGACCUUGGACUAGCUGAAAGCAGUGGGAGUUGUCUUAUGUACCUCAGAAACCAAGUCCUAUGAGGGAAGUGUUUUGUGGCACCUGUUUACAACUGCUAUCAGUUCUCCAUCACAGCUAUUAUUUCUGAGGCAGCAAAAGUCUGCAGAAAGACUGAAGCUAGACUGGGUGCAUUUUGUCAGUGAUAUCUAUAUCUUUUUGGUUUAACCCUGGAGACAAAGUGAGAGGGAAGUAAGGUUAAUGUGUUAUAGUGGAGAGAAACGGUCAGGUCAAGGCACAACCUGAAUUCUGCUCCCAGACUUACUAUGCACCUUCAGGCAAGACAAUUCACCUCUUUUCAACAAUUUCCCCUUCUGAAAAAUGAGGUAAUGGUACCUACAUACUGCACAAGGUUGUUGUGUGGACGGACACAAGAGGCUAAUUCUGCCUCUUUAAUUAUUCUCUUCUUCAAAAUGAAGGGUGCAAACUCUGGCCUCUAGCAUGGUAAUGUAUCUGGAAUAUUUAAUAGUUUUGUUAUUGAUUUGACUGUUCAUUAUAGAACAUGGAAAAUAAUUCAUAUUUUACCUUUGCAAGUGAGGAA